ACUUGGAUUAAUAAACCAAUUGGCGGGCCGAACUUUGGUCACUCGCUAAUGGUUAUAAACUAAAGUUGAAUAACCCUGUCUUCAUAUUAACUCCCUGACCUGGAUGGUUUUCAUUUGCACAAUAACAAUCGUUUAGUUUCAGCUCAGCUCAGGAUGCACGACUCAGUGGUUUUUCUAUUUGUGACUGUUUGUGUUUGUGUGAAGAGUUCGCUGCCUCCUCCAUGUGACAGUGAGAUCUACUGCUCAGGCUCCAUCCUGCAUCAGGUCCAAACAGCUAAACUGUUUGACGAUGACAAAUACUUCGUUGACAUGAAGCUGAGAUCAGCUCCCGGAAAUGUUUUGUCUGCUUUUCAAAACCUUUCGAGCGCAUUUCCAAAUGGAACCGUUCCGCCUGAAGAACUCCGAGAGUUUCUCAACGCCAACUUUGAGAAUCCGGGGACAGAGUUCGAGCCGUGGAUGCCAUCGGACUGGCAGGACAAACCGAAAUUCCUGAAUGGAGUGGCAGACGAUGAGCUUCGAAAAUGGGGGGAGAAGAUACAUCACCUGUGGAAGGAUCUUAGCAGAAAGAUUCACAGCAGUGUCAAAGAUCAUCCGGAGCUCUAUUCUCAGAUCUACAUGCCGUAUCCCGUCGUGGUACCCGGAGGACGCUUCAGGGAGAUCUACUACUGGGACUCCUACUGGGUCAUCAACGGACUCCUGCUGUCAGAGAUGACGAACACGACUUACGGGAUGAUUCAGAACUUCCUCUACCUCGUCGACAGGUAUGGCUUCGUUCCAAACGGCGGGCGGGUUUACUACGAGAGGCGCAGCCAGCCUCCGUUCCUCCCGCUGAUGGUGGAGAGCUACUACCAAGCAACCAAGGACAAAGAGUUCCUCAGAGAAGCUUUGCCUGUUCUGGAGAAGGAGUACCAGUUUUGGAUGCAGAACCGAUCUGUGGUGGUUAAAGUGAACGGCUCGGAUCACAUCCUGAACCGGUUUCACGUCCAGGCGGGCCUGCCCAGGCCCGAGUCGUACACAGACGAUCUGGAAUUAGCUGAAGGACUCACCGACGAGCUCAAAGAGCAGCUGUGGACGGACCUGAAAGCAGGUGCAGAGUCUGGUUGGGACUUCUCUUCCCGCUGGUACCUGAACGGUGACGGGCACGGCACCGGCACCCUCAGAGAGACCCGGACCGGCCAGAUCCUGCCCUCUGACCUCAACGCUCUGCUGUGCCGCAACGAGAAGACCCUGGCUUCGUUCCACCAGCUGCUGGGUGACCAUGACUCAGCGGCCCGGUUCCAGCAGGCUGCGGCCCGCAGGACGGCGGCGAUGGAGGCGCUGCUGUGGGAUGAAGAGAGCGGAGCGUGGUUCGACUACAGCCUGCUGACGCACUCCAGACGCUCAGAGUUCUACCCCUCCAACCUGGCUCCAGUUUGGGCUCAGUGCUUCUCUGAGCCUGGGAUGGGAGAGAGGGCGGUGCAGUACCUGAAGGGGAGUGGGGCCCUCAAGUACCCCAACGGGAUCCCGACGUCACUGGUGGAUUCGGGGCAGCAGUGGGACUACCCCAACGCCUGGCCUCCUCUGCAGCACAUGCUGAUAGAAGGUUUGUCCAAGCUGCCGUCAGCCGAAGCUAAAGAGCUAGCGUUCGACUUGGCCCAGCGCUGGAUCAGGACCAACUGGUUGGCCUUCAGCAAAUAUGAAGCCAUGUUUGAAAAGUACGACGUGAACGGAGACGGAAAACCCGGAGGAGGAGGGGAAUACGAAGUUCAGCUGGGGUUCGGCUGGUCCAACGGCGUGGCCCUGCAGCUCCUGGAUCAGUACGGGCCGAGGCUCUCCUCGGGAGGCAGACGUGUCGGCUCUGACCUCCUGCUGCCUCUGCUCGUCUCCGUCGGCCUCGCGCUCCCAUGAGUCCGGCGCGUCCCAAGAUCUGAGCCGGAGGUCGGGUUUUAUCGUUCCUGCCUUCGCCUACUGUCAGCUGCGACCAGCCGAAGGCUGAUGAACGUAUCAAACUUUAAUUAUCUGAAUGUGUGGAAGAUGAUUCGGUGUUGAUUCUCCUUGUUUUUUUGUACAUUUUUAUUUCAGUUACUUCUGACUUUGUCAGAAUUCAGAAAACAUUUUCCCCAAAU
Messenger RNA from Austrofundulus limnaeus, 2105 nucleotides. RefSeq names its product trehalase (brush-border membrane glycoprotein) (gene treh). The transcript has 15 exons. The record is from RefSeq and is a predicted model, not a curated record. Gene Ontology annotation, molecular function: alpha,alpha-trehalase activity. Bases 154 to 1887 code for a protein of 577 amino acids. NCBI's taxonomy places the organism in Eukaryota, Metazoa, Chordata, Actinopteri, Cyprinodontiformes, Rivulidae. Gene Ontology annotation, biological process: trehalose catabolic process.